UCAAAUAAAAGGUGACAAGCGAAAAUAAAUACCAAAAUAGUUUAUUUUGUAAAUGAUCGGCUAACGAUUAUAAUAAAUAUAUAAAUUUCAAAAUUAGUAAUAAAAUUUAAAAAAUGAGUGACCAAGAAGAUAAGGUGCAACAGUUUAUCGGGAUAACCGGGGCUAACCCCGACAGGGCUAAAUUUUUUCUGGAAUCCGCCGCUUGGAACGUCGAGGUAGCAAUGUCUCGUUACUACGAAAACGGCGGGGACGAUGUCGAACUGGUUGAAGAGUCUCCAAUAGCACCACCGGAGACUCCCAGCCCUGUAGUAACCCCCAUUAGACCAAAACCGAAGAAAUCUUCAAAUUUCGCCACCCUAAACACUUUAGCAACGUCUAGUGACGAAGAGGAGGAGGGACAAGCGUAUUACGCCGGUGGUUCCGAGCAUAGCGGUCAACAAGUCCUAGGACCGCCGAAAAAACGUGAUAUCGUGGCCGACAUGUUUAAAUCUGUACAAGAGCAUGGAGUGGAAAUUUUAGACUCUAGUACAGGUGCCUCUGGAUCAGGUCAACAUUUUAGGGGCACUGGGUACAAGCUGGGUCACGACGAGACUUCGUCGGAAACUGUGCCGGGGUAUCAGGCCCCAGCAGAACCACAAGAAGUCACUUUGAAGUUGUGGCAGAACGGUUUCAGUGUAAACGAUGGAGAACUUAGGGAAUAUGCUGACCCAGCUAAUGCCGAAUUUUUGGGGAGCAUAAGAAGGGGUGAGAUACCACCUGAGCUGAGAAGAGGCAGGGCAGAGAUCCAUUUGGCGAUGGAGGACCACCGAGAGGAGCAAUACAAGCCUCCAAAAGUGAGGUCAAAACCUUUUCAAGGGCAUGGAUACACCCUAGGCAGCCCCGCACCAGUUAUAGUAGGUUCGUGCAGUGAAGAAGAUAAGGAGGCAAACGAGGCGCGUGCCAAAGAACAACUCAAAGUGAACCCUGCAGAACCCACAACGAGUUUACAGAUCCGUUUGGCGGACGGUACCAGACUGGUAGGACAAUUCAACCACGGACACACAGUGGGACAAAUAAGGGAGUAUAUUACAAUUGCCCGACCCCAAUAUCAGACUCAAUCCUUUAACUUAUUAUCCACUUAUCCUUCGAAGGUUUUGGAAGAUUCUGUUUCACUUAAGGAUGCCGGACUCCUAAACGCGGCCAUAAUGCAAAAAUUAACUUAAAUAGGGGGGGAAUGAAUGAAUGAUUGAUUUGAUAAAUAAUCUGUUUUUGUAAUGACAUUUUUAGAGUACUCAAUAAUAUAUUAGUGUUAAAAAAUGUG
Molecule: messenger RNA, 1300 nt
Organism: Anthonomus grandis grandis
Lineage: Eukaryota; Metazoa; Arthropoda; Insecta; Coleoptera; Curculionidae
Product: NSFL1 cofactor p47
Exons: 6
Coding region: 114-1202 (362 amino acids)
Biological process (GO): autophagosome assembly; proteasome-mediated ubiquitin-dependent protein catabolic process; Golgi organization
Cellular component (GO): cytosol; nucleus
Molecular function (GO): ubiquitin binding
Source: RefSeq, a predicted model, not a curated record